This is a messenger RNA of Coccidioides posadasii C735 delta SOWgp, 1227 nucleotides long. RefSeq lists its product as uncharacterized. Lineage: Eukaryota; Fungi; Ascomycota; Eurotiomycetes; Onygenales; Onygenaceae. The record is from RefSeq and is a predicted model, not a curated record.
AUGGAAUAUCAUUCGGUGCCUCCCGAGGAACGCGCAAGAGGACCGAAAGGAAAUCUCCUGCCUUUUGGCUAUGUAUAUAAAGACGAGUCCCGAAACCCGAGGAGACCCCCCGAGGAGACUGGAUCGUUUGGAAAGAGGCGGAAUGCCCGAUACAGCUCUACCCGUUCCGGCACUCGGACUGGCACUCCGGCCAAGCGUGAAAAUCAGAAUGUUGCAGAAUUCGGCAGGUUGUUCGCUCUCCAGCAAGAAGAAGAACAAGCCCAGAGAAAGAUGUUACCUUCCACUGCCUCCUCAACCACAAUCGAUCCCUCUCGCAAAACCGCCGCUCCUGUUGCCACUGAAUGUAUCCUCUAUGGAUACAAGGAUAGGACAUGGGAGUGGAAGGUUAUUGAUCGGUUUGAGCGCAUCUCACAAGGGUUUAUCUGCGAAGAUUAUCCCCGUACCGAUCCGGAUAUCGCUCCAAAAUACCCGCAGUUACUGAGUGCUGGAGACGUAAUACAUAGAAACCUCUCUGCGGAGGCCAAUAAAAAGGCAAAGAGAUAUGCUGGGGGUGAACACUGGAUCAAAGUCACUUUCGACUCUUUCACCUCCGCUGACCGGGCUUGCUUCUUUUCACCUCAAGAAAUUGAUGGAUAUACCGUCCAUUGCGAGCUUUAUCAUGGCCACGGACCCAAUGAUGAUGUUGCUCUUGCAAAAGGAGAUCUUGAACCAAGGCAAGAAAGUUUACCAAAGCCAUAUACAUUACCGCCUUCGGCAACAAAUAAUUUGCUCCAAGGGGGAGAUAUCGAUAGUACCGUUUUCCCUCGUUCCUUCGAAUCUGUUUCUUUCCGACGUGAUAGCCAGCCUUUUGCCGACACGGCCUCUCAACUGUCCACAACUACUGCUAGCUCGGCAACUGCGACCGCCAUAGCAUCUGAGAAUGACGCCGUCCGUCAGCGAGCCCCGCAGAAGUCUCAAUCUGAAUUUAUGACCCACAUCCCAACUGUUCGUCGGGCGGUGCUUCGACCGGUAUCUGAAGCGCUACCUCCACAGCCUUCUGUGGGUGAGCGCAUCAUUCGGUCCAUCCCUAUCCUUAGUUGGUUCAGUGGCGACAUUGUUGGGGAUGGACCCGUUUUGAAAGAAGAUGGUAGUUUCGAUCAUGAGAAAUCGAAUUUAUACUGGCGAUUUUGGUACAUGGUUGAUGUGGUGCUUGGAACAGAUCUAUGUGGAUUAAAAGAGGACUCUUAG